Messenger RNA from Ananas comosus (pineapple), 977 nucleotides. RefSeq lists its product as uncharacterized. The transcript is spliced from 5 exons. Lineage: Eukaryota; Viridiplantae; Streptophyta; Magnoliopsida; Poales; Bromeliaceae. The record is from RefSeq and is a predicted model, not a curated record. The coding region runs from base 92 to 565 and encodes 157 amino acids.
UCUUCUAAAACCCCCCCACCCUCUCUCCAAAAACACUUCACAUCUCUCUCUCUCUCUCUCUCUCUCUCUCUCUCUCUCUCUCUCUAGGGUUAUGGGGUUCGUCUCCUUCGCCGGGAGGGUCCUCUUCGCCUCCGUGUUCCUCCUCUCCGCGUACCAAGAGUUUAUUGAAUUUGGAGUUGAUGGUGGACCGGCAGCAAAAGCUCUGAGACCAAAAUUCAACCUUUUUGUUAAUCAUGUUUCAUCGCAUCUGGGGGUAGCAGUUCCACAUAUUGAAAUGCAACAUGUAAUUGCUGCUACCAUAGCUCUGAAAGGACUGGGAGGUCUUCUAUUCAUCUUCAGCAGCUCUUUUGGAGCUUACCUGCUGCUGCUAUAUUUGGCAUUAAUAACUCCUGUGGUGUACGACUUCUAUAACUAUGACAUUGAGAAGCCGGAAUUUGUGCAACUCUUUAUCAAGUUCACCCAGAAUUUGGCACUCUUCGGCGCGCUACUUUUCUUCCUGGGAAUGAAGAACUCUAUCCCAAAACGGCAGCCUAAGAAGAAGGCUCCCAAAUCGAAGACAAAUUAAGAUUUAGACCAUAGUGGUCGGCACCUAUAAUGUUGGUUCAGUGAAUCCCUCUAUACUGGAUGAAUAUUUAAAUUUUAAUGGGCUGUUCGGGUCGUAGAUUGUUCUAGGCAAAUUCACAAUGGGUUUAGUCCUUGGUGUGAUCUGAAUGGGGGAUUAGGAGCUGUCGGCUUGUGUGUAUCAUUAUAUACUUGUUCUUUGAUUCAGAAACCAUACUAUUGUUCCUAUGGGUUAAAACUCCCUUCUUUAGUUUGUUUUCACAACAUAACGUUAUUGGCUGUAUUAAAACUUGGUUUCAUUUUUGGUGACCAGCUCCCAACAUUUUGUUUCAUAUGCAAAAGUGUCCGCAAGUACUUUCAGUCCUGCAAAUGACUCUGUAAUCAGCCAUCUUUCAAAAGUUACGCAUUAUUGAGUA